AAGAAGAGAUUAAGAGAGGUUAGAUUGCCGACUAUGUGGUCUAUAACCUCGCCGACACAAAGUUUUCACGUGUUAAACUAGAAUUAAUUAUUGAAGAAUGAUAUGUUAAACAGUUUUGUAGGCGUACAUCGAUCAACAUGCUCUCGCGGGUCACGAGAAGCGUCCUUGCAUCGAAUGUCUCUGCGUUAUUAAAGCAGGCAGCGAUCAAGAUCGAAAGACCCUCAUUAACUCACGUAAGUCCAGUUGUCAAUGCUAUUCACACUAGUGAAUAUCGGCAAAAGAAUGACAAGAAAGAAGACAAGGCGUCGGCUAUCGUGCUCCACUCCUUCGAAAACGCCGAGAGAAAGAAGGAGACCUAUCUGGACAUCCUACGAGAAUAUAAACGUAACAAUGAUCUGCGACGCGGUCAUGUGGAGUUCAUAAAAGUCGCCCUCAAGUAUAUGGACGACUUCGGCGUGAAUCGUGAUCUGGCAGUAUACAAAGACGUGUUGGAUGUGCUGCCCAAGGGCAAAUUUAUCCCAUACAAUUGGUUUCAGACAAUGUUUCCACACUAUCCUAAACAGCAGCAAGUCGCCAUUGAGCUACUGUGUAAAAUGGAACAAAACUGUGUGAUCCCAGAUAUCGAGAUGCAGGAGAUGCUGCUAAACACUUUUGGCCAGCAUGGUGGACCAUUGAAGAAGUUCUGGCGGAUGAUGUAUUGGAUGCCCAAGUUUGCAAAUCUCAAUCCCUGGCCAUGCCCCAGACCGGCGCCCAAAGAUCCACGGGAGCUCGCCAGACUGGCGAUAGAAAAGAUGUCUAGUAUAGAUGUGCAGACCAUAAUUACAGAAUUUGAAACUAAGGAUGUGGAAGAUGCUCUUGAGGAUACGUGGAUUAUAUCUGGCAUGAGUAACAUGCAGGAGGAGCUGCUGCGGACACAAUCACCUAACAAUCCAAUUUUUGUCGAAGGACCAUACACAGUUUGGGUCGCAGACCAGUGUAUAGAUUACUUUGUGUUAAGAGGAGAGGUCAGGGUGAACAAUUUUUACGAAGAUACUGAUGAUGUAUCGAAUAUCAGAAUACCUUUCUGGGAUAAGAAAGAGGUAAUUGUUGUUCCUUCUGUUCACGAGCAAAACGACGGCACAUAUUUUGCAAUAUGCGCCACUGGCACAUCCACGAAAGAUUCCUUAUUAUCUUGGAUACGAUGCUUACAAAAGCGAAAUCCUGUAUUAAAUAUGAUUCCGGUAGUAUUCAAAGUGGCGUCGUCUACGAAAGAACAGCUGUUCCUCAGCAAUAGUGAAAGUGAAAACAAAAUUGUGCAGACUUAAGGAUUAAUACAAGGUACAAAUUUAAAUUUAUUAAAAACUGAAUAGUGAUGUGACGAACGAACGCGCAAUGUAGAUAGAUCUCGCUUGUAUAUAAAAAUAUACAUAUUUUUAUGAUUGA
Messenger RNA from Linepithema humile (Argentine ant), 1422 nucleotides. RefSeq names its product evolutionarily conserved signaling intermediate in Toll pathway, mitochondrial (gene ECSIT). The record is from RefSeq and is a predicted model, not a curated record. Lineage: Eukaryota; Metazoa; Arthropoda; Insecta; Hymenoptera; Formicidae. Gene Ontology annotation, biological process: innate immune response; cell surface receptor protein serine/threonine kinase signaling pathway. Gene Ontology annotation, cellular component: mitochondrion.